GAGGGGGCGGGGCCGGGGGCCGGCGCGGACGGGACGGGAGUCGCCGCAGCCGCCGGCCUGGCCCAGCCGCGCAGACACCGCCCGCGACGCAGCCAACCGCCGCUCCUCCGCCGCCUGGCUCCGCGCCUCAGUCCAGCUCUGCCGCAGCGGUCGCGAGGAGGGGCCGCUGGAGCGCGACUCGCGAGCCCCGGGUCAUCACCCGGCCGCCGGAGCCACAGCCGGGCCUCCCUGAGCGGCGCCCACGCUCUCGCUGUUCGGACGCUCGCACCCGCAGCCACCUGCUCCCGGCCCGAGGCCAGGACACGAUGCGCUCCGCGCUGGCGCUCUGCGCGCUGCUGCUGCUGCUGCCGCCGCGGUCGCUCUCUGAUGGCACCGGGGAGAAUCUGGAAGCCUGGUCCUGACCGCACAAUAUCACAUCUCUGAAUUCCAUGAGCUCUCUCGGGCAGUCACGACAUCACACCAGCUGUAGCUGCCCCAGCGCCUCCUGUUAAUUAAGCUUCGGUGUACGUAAGUGUGUCUGUGUGUAUGGGGGGUGACGGCAGGCAUAGGGCAGAUACCCAGGAGGGUCCUGUGUUGGGUGUUGAAUAAAGGGCAGGGAAAAAAAGAAAACGGGUUUGUAAGAGCAAGAUGCUCCCUCCCUCCGGGGCCGGGAGUCCUCCCGGUGGGCCUCAGUUUUCUCAUCUGUGGAUAAGGGGCUGUGCCCAGCCGCCAGUUAUGCAGGGCGGUGGACUCAGCCACAUGUUGGCCCUGACUGCUCGGUAGCUCACUGCCUCUCUGGCCCCUGCUUCCCCAGCUGCUUCCUCAGCGGAGGGGUGGACAUCAGCUCCUUUUCCGGUUGCAUCUUUAGGCAUGAUGUCAUUACUGUAAAAGCAAAGACCAGUCUGUAAGGGAAGACGAGAAAGGCAACAGUCUCUGGGGGCUAGUAUCUCCAAAGUCCUGUGGCCUUGGGUUGUGCCACACUCCAGAGGAUUGCACCCGUUUUCCAGACGGGACAUCCAAGGUGGGAGGAUGGUGGUGAAUUACCCAGCCACGAGCUAAGUCUCGGAGUCUUGAGGUUCCAGCUAGCUCCUUCCAACUUAGGUAUGACUUAGUGCUCUUGGCCUGGCCAUCUGUACCCCUUGCAUGGUAGCAAGACUCCUAACACAAUAAAGAGCGUGGAGAAAGAAAGGGGAGACGGGAGCAUGGGAGGCCAAGGCGUAGGGGAUGGUUCUUCCCCUGCCUCCACCCAUUCAGGAGCCCCAAGUCUGACUUUGGUGUCAAUCUUGUGUGACCUAAGCAAAGCCUUGACCCUCUUUCCUGACCUGGGAAGUUUCAGAGGGAAACAUUCCAUUUUGCUCGAAGUUUCUUCUGAAAAGAAGAGCCGUGAAAUCACCGUGUGUGUGUGCGUGCGCACCUUCCGUCCCCCCUCUGAUGUAAGCCCCCUUGACUACUUUUAGGGGAUGAAUUUUCAGCUGCUUGGACACCUGGCUCCAAGCAGGCUGGCCCUGGGAUUCUUGAUUCACUUCCCAAGGCGGCUCCGGUAGGAAACCCCGCUUCCUUGACGAGCUCUAACAUCUCAAACGCUGGGGGACAACUUGGCUUUGUUUAAAAGGAACGAGGCUUUUAACUUUCCCCCCACCACCAGCCUUGGCGGGAGUGGGGGGGGGGGGCAAGAGAGCCAGCCCUCAAUUGUUUAGCUGUAUUCAUUUAUGAGGUUUGUUUGUUUCUCUUUAAGCAAUACUCCUACCAGAUCCCUACUUCCCCACAGGCAAG
Molecule: messenger RNA, 1752 nt
Organism: Panthera uncia (snow leopard)
Lineage: Eukaryota; Metazoa; Chordata; Mammalia; Carnivora; Felidae
Product: multiple C2 and transmembrane domain-containing protein 1-like
Exons: 2
Source: RefSeq, a predicted model, not a curated record